Messenger RNA from Blastocystis hominis, 1125 nucleotides. RefSeq lists its product as hypothetical. Gene Ontology annotation, biological process: response to heat; protein refolding. Bases 1 to 1125 code for a protein of 374 amino acids. Gene Ontology annotation, cellular component: cytoplasm. The transcript is spliced from 2 exons. Gene Ontology annotation, molecular function: Hsp70 protein binding; ATP binding. The record is from RefSeq and is a predicted model, not a curated record. Lineage: Eukaryota; Bigyra; Opalinata; Blastocystidae.
AUGCCGUUUUCUAGAAAUUGGCGUUUCAUCCCCGUUUGCCAUUAUUGUUUUGAAAUGAUGAAAAAUUGCCUAGUACUCAUUUCGAUUGUUCUUUUAAGUGUCUGCUAUGCAGGCAGGGAUUUUUACAAAAUAUUGGGCGUUGAUAGAAAGGCCUCUAGUUCCGAAAUUAAAAAAGCAUAUAGAAAGUUGAGUCUGAAGAAUCAUCCUGAUAAGUGCAAAACCGAGGAGUGCAAAGUCGCUUAUGCAGAUAUUCAGGCCGCUUACGAUGCUCUUUCUGACGAGAAUAAGCGACGUACAUACGAUAGCAAAGGAGAAGAGGGUCUUCAGGAGAGAGAACAGCAAGGCAACCAGCAUGGCUUUAAUCCCUUUGAUAUCUUCGGUUUUGGUAAUGCUGGUGGUAAAAAGCGAAACCAGGACAUGCAGGCCACAGUUCCCGUAACCCUGGAAGAGCUUUACAACGGAGCUGAAAAGCUGUUCAAUAUCAACCGUGAAGAGCUCUGCGAACACUGCCAUGGAACCGGAGCGGAUGAUCCUGAUCAUGUCCACACCUGUCCCGCUUGCAAGGGUUCGGGUGUCGUUCUGCAGCGAAUCCAGCUGGCUCCCGGCUUUGUGCAGCAAGUUCAGCAGCCCUGCUCGAAAUGUGGCGGCAAGGGUAAGAUCUUCGAUAAAAUGUGCCACGUUUGCCACGGGCGGAAGCUCAUGACGAAGCCGCAUCAAAUCAGCGUGGAUAUCGAGCGUGGUAUGAAGGAUGGCGAACAGAUCGUGUUUGAGUACGAGGGCAACCAGCACCCGGAUUUGGAUCCUGGACACAUCAUCGUGGUGUUGCAGCAACGCAAACACCGCUUGUUCACCCGCGAUGGGAACGAUCUGAAGAUGAACUUCAAGAUCUCGCUGAAAGACGCGCUGCUGGGCUGGACGAACAGCGUCACGCAUUUGGACGGACACACGGUGAAGUUCGGCAAGGAGCGCGUGACGAAGCCUGGGGAGGUGCUGAAGAUCGAGGGAGAGGGAAUGCCGGUGCACAAUUUCCCCUCGCAGAAGGGAGAUUUGUACAUUACGAUCACGGUGGAGAUGCCGAAGACGAUCACGAAGGAGCAGCGCGAUGCGAUUUCCACGCUUUUCUAA